AUGGAGAACCUGACCCUAGCGAGUCCCGUUGUGUUCGAGCUGGAGGGCUUCUACGUGCCGCCGGGUUACGGCUUGCUGCUCUUCGUGCUGGCGCUGCUCAGCUACGUGGCGGUGCUGCUGGGCAACGGCCUGGUGGUGAGCAUCAUCGUCCUGGACAAGAGCCUGCACAGGCCCAUGUUCGUCAUGGUGUGCAACCUGGUGCUGUGCGACCUGCUGGGGGCCACGGCGGUGCUGCCCCGCCUCAUGGUGCACUUCCUGACGGGGCAGAAGAGGAUCGCCUACUUCCCCGCCAUCGCCCAGGCGUUCUCAGUGCACACGUACGGCGUGGCGGUGCAGACGAUCCUGGGCACGAUGGCCUACGACAGGUACGUGGCGGUGUGCGAGCCGCUCCGGUACCACGCCAUCAUGACCUCGGCCCGGCUGCACUCCUGCUGCGCCCUGGCCUGGCUGGUGGCGCUGCUGCUCAUCGCCGUGCUCUUCGCCUUCCACGUCAACGUCCCGCUGUGCGGCCGGACCAUCCGCCACAUCUACUGCAGCAACCGGGCCAUCCUGAGCCUGGCCUGCAGCCCCACGCCCACCAACAACAUCUACGGUCUGUCCAUGACCUGGUCCGUCAGCACAGGCGUCUUCCUCAUCAUUGCCUUCUCCUACAUCCGAAUCCUCCAGGCCACUCUGAAACAAGGCCGAGCCGACAGCAGCGUUUCCAGCAAAGCCUUCCAGACGUGUGCGUCUCACCUCAUCAUCUACGUGCUUUACGAGAUCGCCUCGGUCAUCAUCAUCUUGAGCUACAGGUUCCCGUCGGCUUCCCCGAACUUGAAGAAGUUCUUCAGCGCGCUGGUCUUCAUCAUCCCGCCGAUCGCCAACCCCAUCAUCUACGGACUGGUCAGCAAGGAGCUACGCAGCAGCAUCGUCAAGCAUCUGACCGUGAGUCUGUCGCAGCAGCUGGCCGGCUUCUUCAGAUGA
This is a messenger RNA of Stegastes partitus (bicolor damselfish), 963 nucleotides long. RefSeq names its product olfactory receptor 2K2. The transcript has 3 exons. Gene Ontology annotation, cellular component: membrane. Gene Ontology annotation, molecular function: G protein-coupled receptor activity; olfactory receptor activity; odorant binding. Gene Ontology annotation, biological process: detection of chemical stimulus involved in sensory perception of smell; G protein-coupled receptor signaling pathway. Lineage: Eukaryota; Metazoa; Chordata; Actinopteri; Pomacentridae. The coding region runs from base 1 to 963 and encodes 320 amino acids. The record is from RefSeq and is a predicted model, not a curated record.